GCACACGGGCCUGCGUGAAGUUGGUGGCGCACGCAUGGCGCACAACGCCAAGGAUAGAGUAACAAAUCAGGAAUUUCCCUCCUGCCACUCCUGAGAGCGCAAGAGAGGACAGAAGUUGAGGAUUAAGCGCUUCUCCUCAGAGGGGGACAAACGCAAAGGCAGCUGAUUCGCCACAAUAUUUGUUUUCUCCAAGAAAAUAAUCAUAUCGACGCGUUUUGAGCGCAUUGUUUGGGAAUUUACAUUAAUGUUAUUUUGCCUUUAGUCUUUAACUCUUUUUGAAACUUUGGUGGAAUAAAACUGCGCACUGCAAGGCAGCAGCAUUUUUUCAAGAAUACUAUGAUUUCCAACUUUUGGUUUUGUGGCUUAUUCUCCAACUUUUGUUCGGGAAUUCCAUCGCCGUUCGACGCUUUUUACCUUUUUUCGAUGGCGUAGGACGUUUUUUUUUCUUCUUCUUUUCAAUCACCUUGUGGGGACAAGGGUUUGGUGUUAGCCCAAGCAUAUACACAUUCUGGAUUAUGUGCACAAAAAACCACCGGAGUGUUUAAAAGUAGUAAAAAAAAAAAAAAAGACAACCAUCGUGACUUUUAGUGAGAAGGGGAAAAGCGGAGUGGAGACGGCGUCCAGGAGGAUGCUGCUGCUCGGACAAUGGAAGUGAAGAACUCUUUCGCUGUUGCUGCGCUGCUUUGUCUUUUCUUUUGCUCGACUUUCAGCCAAGAACUCAACUCCAAAGGAAGGAAUGUUUGCAAAGAAUCCGGCUCGCCGGGGUUCGUGUGCUGCGGCGGGUGGGGGCAGCUAGGCGACGAGUGCGCGACACCUCUCUGCGAAGGCAACUUCACCUGCAAGGAAAAUGAGGUGUGCGUCAGGCCGAAUGAAUGUCGCUGUCGCCAUGGAUACUUCGGAGCGAGCUGUGACACUAAGUGCCCAGCCCAGUUCUGGGGUCCUGACUGCAAGGGGAAGUGUAAUUGUUACCCGAACGGCCAGUGCGACGACUUGACCGGCGAGUGUUCCUGCAACCACAACCGCUGGGGACUCAACUGCGAGUAUGCUUGCAUGUGCCAAAAGGGCAAAUGUGACCAGGAGACGGGCAAAUGCACGUGUCACCCGGGCAUCUGGGGUCCCCUGUGCAACAACAACUGCUACUGCAGCAUCAACUCCGUCUGCAACGCGAAGACGGGGCGAUGCAUGUGCAGUCCCGGCUGGACGGGGAGGAACUGCGCCACCCAGUGCAACUGCAACAACUCGCCCUGCGACCAGUUCACGGGGCGCUGCCAGUGCCGAGAGGGCCUGUGGGGCCCGCGGUGCGAACGUUACUGCCAGUGCAUCCACGGCAGGUGCAACCAGGGGGACGGCUCGUGCACCUGCACGCCAGGGUUCCGUGGGAAGUUCUGCCGGGAGCCGUGUCCCGCCGGGUUCUACGGACAGAACUGUCGGAACAGGUGUGGCAACUGCAAGGGCCAGCAGCCCUGCAAGGUGACGGAGGGACGCUGCGUCACCUGCGACCGGGGCUGGAACGGGACACGGUGUGACCAGCGCUGCUCCAAAGGCUUCUUUGGUGAAAAUUGCCAAGAGGUGUGUCCCUCCUGUAAGGACGGUCACCACUGCGACCACAUUCAUGGCAAGUGCUCUCACUGUAACCCUGGCUGGAUUGGGGAAAGGUGCGAGGUGCGUUGCCCCAACGGCACGUACGGAGAGAACUGCGACAACAACUGCAGCCACUGUUUCAACGGCAUCUGUCAUGUUGUCACCGGAGAGUGCCUCUGUGACCGGGGAUUUUAUGGCACCUACUGCAAUGUGACCUGUCAUCCCGGGCAGUACGGAGUGAACUGCAACCAAACCUGCUCUUGCAAUGACAAGAACUGCGAUCCUGUGUCCGGUGCUUGCUAUCUCCAGCGCAACCAGCGGAUGGGCGUGAUCGCGGCCGGAACCCUGGUCUCCUUUCUGCUGGCCGUGCUGCUGUCGCUGCUGUGCUGCUGCUGCCUGUGUCGACACAAAGACGACCACAACAAAAAAGCCAAGCGGAUCCUGUGUGGACGAUUCAGCCGAAUCAGCACUAAACUCCCCCGUAUUCCACUGAGGCGACAGAAACUGCCCAAAGUAGUCGUGGCCCACCGCGACCCAGAGAACACCUUCAACUGCAGCUUCAUCGAGCCCCCCUCAGUGGCGGAGCAGCCCUCCCCCUCCUCCUGGUCCUCCCAAGAGUCCUUUUCCUCCUGCGAGAGCGGAGACGAGGGGCCGGUUUACUCUUAUCCCAACGAAGAAUCUUUGAACGAAGGCAAAGAGAAGGGCAGCCCCGGCCCGGCGACGGAGAAGCCAGAAGCGGCCCCCGAUGAGGACGACGCGGGGGAGUACACCUCCCUGAAAGACACCAGCGCCACAAAAGCGGAGGGCGGCGAGCAGCCGCUGCUCAAGUCCUCCGGCAGCGAAGGCUCCACCAGCGGCUCCGAAUCCAACACCGCGGCUCUCUAUGCCCGCAUCGCCCGCCUCUCCAAGCAGUCCAAGGAGGACGACGGCGCCGGCAAGGAGGGUGACGGGACUCCCACCCCGGAGGCGAAGCGCAACGGAAAGCUCCCGCCUUCACCCGGCAAGACCAAACCGCGCCCACCGGACCCGUCCACCAAGCCAAAAGUGUCGUGGAUACACGGCAACGCCACCGGGUCUCCCCAGCCGGAGCCACAGGGAGCGGGGGGCUCGAAGGCGCCUGCUGGGCCGAAGGAGAAAAAGAGGAGCCACAGCAACGGCUCGGCCAAGAGCGAGGAGCUGCAGAAAGUGAGGGAGAGGAGUCGCGAGCAACAGAAGAACCAGGAGGGCAAGGAGGCGGAGGUCAACGGCUCCCCCGGCAAACACAAACCUCUGCGCGGCAGCCCGGGCCACAUGGAACACAUCAAUGGCGUGGUCCACAAUGCCUUCAAGAAGAUAAGCGGCUUCCACAGCUCACCGUGUGAGAAGAAGGCAGCCGAGAGUCCAAAGGAGACCCCCAAGGAGCCACCGAAGAACCCCAACGUCAUCCCGCCUCAUAUGAACUCUGAGGCCGCCACGCUGCUGGCCGCUCAGCUCAAGGAGAAAACCCAGAGCAUCAACAGGAACGAAGGGACGGGCCUGACGAAGACCAACGGGCUCUCCACACCCAAGGGGAACCGGGAGAAGCCGACGCCCCCGCAGAAGGCCAAGAGGAACCCGUCCGGCGGACUGAGCCAGCAGGGCUCCACCAAGCCGCUGCUGCCAGCCUCGAGCGGCCUCCAGAAGACGGUGGCCCCCGACACCAAGAGCCCGGAGAAGCAGGACUUGAACGGCUCGAGGGCGGGGGACCCCGUGUCCGAUACCACGCCGAAGAAGACUCCCAUGAAAAAGCCCCCCAGGAAGAAGGGCAAGGAGGGUACUUUGGACACGUCAGAAAGUAAAACACCCCAGCCAAAGACAGCCAUGAUGCCACCACAGGUAGUGAAGUAAAUGCUCUGGUAGACGCAAUUUUGUAAUGGACACCAAAGAGACCGAAACGGAUUUCGUCAAACGAGGAAUUUAAACAUUCUCUCACAGAGAAAUGCUUCUAAGUCAAGUUGAGUGGCGUUGGUGAGUUGUACCAUAAUGAACUCUAUACAGCGUCGUAUUUCGUCUUCGAGGACCCCCCCUUUUGCGUAAUGACUAUGUUUUUCGAGCUCACGCCACAAUCUGCGGCUAAAGCCAGACACAACAGAAAGUGGUUCACAGACGUAAUCUAAAAUGCAUUCAUCUCCGUCCCCCUGCAGUGUGUCCACCACUAUAUUUAUGCAUAUACGGAGUUGUUUUUGGAGCUGCAUAACUGUAAUUUGCUAAGGUGUCGAAGAAAUAGUUAUUUUUUAUGCGCGCUCUCCAAAGGUACCAAGGGUACUAAAAAUACCAAAGAAAAUUAGAUCCUCUGAGAAUUGCAAGCUAUUUUGGUUUUUUUUUGGUUUUGUUUUGUUUUGUUUGUGGGCCAAAAAGCAUGAAUACAGUUGUAUACCUUAAGUUACCCUUGUUUCUGUUUGUCGAGCCUUUUCUUUGCAGAUGAAGGUCAACUUAAAUUCGUCAAUCAAAAGCAACACAACGUUUAUAGCGAAAAAAAGGCCUUCCCGUCUUUCUGCUCGAGCACAUUUCAGGUUUAGAGGAAAGAAGGAACGAUUUUCUCUAAUUAAAAUAAUCUUGCGGCCCAGAGUACGCAAGUUUUGCUACAUUUAGGACUUAAUUGUCUGAGUCACUCACUGAGCGUCAGCAUUGGUCUCAAGGCUUUUACCUGCAUGAAUUUAAACUAUUUUUUUUUUCAGCCCUUGGCAAUCUUUUGUUUGACUCCAUCAGACAAGUCUUUUUUUUCCUCGACAAACGCAUUCAUGUUCUUUGAUACUUCUGCAAAACGGGUGUUUUAAACCUCUUUCGUGUACUUGUGCGAACUCCAAAUUUACCAGAAUGUCCUCACUUCAUGUCGCGCUCGUGAUUCACUUUAAAACUCCAUCACAUAUACCUGUAGCUUCUGCACUACAUACCGCAGCAAAUCAGAUGCAAAAGGGAGCCUUUCAAAAGUAAUCACUCUUUUGUAGUAUUCGCUACAAACCCGACCGCGAAAGGAGACUACUGGGUGUCUUUUAUGUGUUCUAUUCGGGGUUUUUUCACCAGAAACUAGGUCAACAUCACCAGCUGAGCUUCUUUCUUUUCGUAUGUUGUUGUUUAUGCCACCGGGUGUUGUGUGGCAAUAAAAUCUUGCACCGGAUAUUUUGACCCUCAAGGAUCAUAAUAUCUUAAACUAAGUGGAUUCACGCUGAAGCAAAAGGAUGCUUCAUUUCUUGUUUUUAGGGUGCAAAAUGGUACAAAAUGGUACCGGGCCUUGAGUGUUAAAAUGUGCCUCAACUGUGGAUCAGUUUAAGCAAAAUAAGCCAUGUUUUCCUAAAUGUUGUUGAUCCUAAAAUAAGUGAACCAAAAAGAUUAGCGGGUGGGGAUACUUGAAUAGAAAGGAAAAUGUUUUUGAUGGAUGGAUGAUCGGCAGGAUUAUAACAUGCCGUUGGUAUGUUUUUUGGAAGUCGAAUAUAUUACUACAGCAUAACAAACCUAAUUGGAAAAAAUGUCUUGGUUUCGAGUGCUUUCAUUAAGGUACAACUCAUUUUGUUUAUUUUUCAACUUGUAUACAUUGUGUACUUUUUUUUAUUAUCUUUGUAAGCUGUGCUUAUAUGACUGUUUUGGUUCUUCUCUUUUUCUUGGUUUCAAUGAACUGGCUUUCAUGUUGUUUUUGCUCGUUUUUUUAAUUUGUUGCUUAUUUUUGGCUCCGAAGCAAACCUACAGUAUGAGUACUUUCCAUCUUGUCAAGUUUACAUUGGCUUUGUUAUUGUCCUGUUAAUGUUAUUGUUUGUGUAACACUUAGCUGCGUGAUGCAGAGUGUAGAUAUAUGGCAUUAAUAGCUGCACCGGAAAUCUGUAACCUUCUCGCUCCCUCAAGUUGUUAUUUUUUGCCUCCCGUAAAAGAAAGAAAGUCGAACAGAACGGAUUGUACAAUACUACUAUGAUACCACUCUUCGAAAAAAAUUGCAUAUACUCAAAACCAUAGCAUUGUGUAAUUAUGAAGUGGCAAUUUCUAUCUGACUGGUCCGUGCCUGUGUUUUAUAGGCGUACAGUGCAUUUUUUUGUAAAGAAGGGCCUGAAAAGCUGCAAAAAACGUUACCAACUGUAAGGUAUAUUUUGAUUUUUGUGGAUUGUUUUUGGGAACUUUGAUUUCAAUGUUGUAUAUGGUCAUUCAAUUUGUUUCCUCAUUUACUUUGGAAUAAAAAGCAAUACGUGUA
Messenger RNA from Pungitius pungitius (ninespine stickleback), 5776 nucleotides. RefSeq names its product scavenger receptor class F, member 2 (gene scarf2). Gene Ontology annotation, molecular function: scavenger receptor activity. Gene Ontology annotation, cellular component: focal adhesion. NCBI's taxonomy places the organism in Eukaryota, Metazoa, Chordata, Actinopteri, Perciformes, Gasterosteidae. The record is from RefSeq and is a predicted model, not a curated record. Gene Ontology annotation, biological process: heterophilic cell-cell adhesion. Bases 646 to 3447 code for a protein of 933 amino acids. The transcript is spliced from 11 exons.